Messenger RNA from Diachasma alloeum, 652 nucleotides. RefSeq names its product coiled-coil domain-containing protein 86. Gene Ontology annotation, cellular component: nucleolus. Bases 118 to 540 code for a protein of 140 amino acids. Lineage: Eukaryota; Metazoa; Arthropoda; Insecta; Hymenoptera; Braconidae. The transcript is spliced from 3 exons. The record is from RefSeq and is a predicted model, not a curated record.
UGUUAGCACGUCGUAUAAUAAGAGGAGAACACGUUCUUAACCCUAAAUUUUGUGUUGACAUGGGAAGAGCCUGUUUAUGUUACUAAUUUUUGAUUUAUUAAGGAUAAAAAAAAUAUAAUGGUUGAGACAGAAAUAGAAAAAGUGAGUGAUCAAGCUCAAGGGCACGUAAAAGAUGAUAAUAAAGGCAAAACAGUUGGUAAAUUGAUUAAAGGGAAGCCAAAGUCUGGAAGAGUAUGGAAGGAACCGAGGCAGAGAUUUUCUUCAAUCGUCAAAACACGAGGACUUCGCAUCUCGUACGAAAAGAAACAAAAGCUUCGUGACGAUCUGAAGAGAGUGAAAGAACAAUCACGAGCGAUAAUUGAACAGAAAAAAGCAGAAAAAGAGGCAAAAACACAGAGGAGAAUCAAGAACUUGAAACGAGCAGAAGAGAAUCGGAAAAAAAGUGAAGUCGUUCAAGUCAUCAAGAAUACAACAAAACUAAAACGUAUGAAAAAGAAACAGUUACGUAUGAUCGAAAAGCGGGACACAGUCAAUGCAUAGUAAAUAUUAUAAAUGAAUAUUUUUUGAAAAAACAUGUAAGGCAGUGUGACACUCAUUUUGUACAAAAGAACAAGCAAAUAAAUGUAAUUAUACGAAGAAAAAUGUCAGGUUU